AUGGCAAGUUCCGGUACCUCCAUUCCGGAAAAUCCAGUCGACUCAGAUCAAUACAAUCAAGCCAAAAACCUUGCAUUUUCCUUAGAGAUGGAAGAAUUACAAGGGUUGAGAGAUGAGGUUCAUGGGGAGAUAAAUAGACGUGCCAUUGAGAUUGUUGAUCGUCAGAGAGAGGAGGAUGAAAAGAAGAAGACGGAAGAGGAAGAGACAGAAUCGUUAUAUGUUGCUUGGUUGCCGAAGCAUUUUGAGAGAUCAGAUAGAAAGAUGGAAGAAAGGUCAGAGAGAAAUCAGAAAGGACCAAGAUAUGGGUAUGGAUAUCAUUUAGAGGAGAUAAACACCAGUGAUGAAGGAUCUGAUGCUGUUGAGGACAGACGAAGAAUGGAGAGGUAUGAAGAAUGGAGGUUGCGAAGGCGGUUCGAGUUUGAAAGAGCAAAUCCAAAGAUUUUUGCAAGAACCAUGCAGGAAGGUGAGCCCAAAGUUGAAAGACAACCACUAGUGAGGAUUGAACCCAGAGAUGCUCAUGUUGAUGAUUCCAGUGCAACUGAUGAUGAUCUUCUCGAUGUCUCCAGAGAAAGUGAAGAGGAUGAGAGCAAUGAUGAGGAUGAGUCGUCAUCUGGAGAGAGUGAUACUUCUCAUGCAUCGUCUGGAAGCAGCUGCAGCGAGAGGUAUGAAGAGGAUGAGGAUUGGAGUUAUGAUGAUGAGGACUACUAA
Molecule: messenger RNA, 708 nt
Organism: Papaver somniferum (opium poppy)
Lineage: Eukaryota; Viridiplantae; Streptophyta; Magnoliopsida; Ranunculales; Papaveraceae
Exons: 2
Coding region: 1-708 (235 amino acids)
Source: RefSeq, a predicted model, not a curated record